AUGAGUUCAUCGAUACCUGGGUCACCACAUCCUUACUUUGACGAAAAAGCUGGAGAAAGAGAAGCACGGAUAAAGAGUUUAUUUGAAUCACUCGACUGCAAGGGCAGAGGCUAUUUGGAUGCUGAAGCCAUUCUCGGAGGCUUUCUCAAAUUAACACACCUACCAGCACACACGCGUUACGUUACUGAUCUACUAGCAAAAUGCGAUACAGCGCACGACGGCAUUAUAGAUUAUCAAGAAUUUAGAACCUAUGUAUUGGAUAAAGAAAAGGAUCUUUGGCAGUUGUUUUCUGAAAUCAACAAAUCAGGGGACUUUAGAAUACAUGCAAAGGAUCUUGAGUGUGCUUUGAAAGAGGCUGGUAUUCAUGUCACGGAUGAGGAUAUUGUGAAUUUCAUGCAAGUCAUUGAUACAGAGGGAAAUGGCUAUAUCGAUUUUCAAGAUUGGCGUGAUUUCUUAUUAUUAUUGCCACGUGAAACUACGAUUCUCGAAAUCUAUCAAUACUACCAAUCAUCAACACAACUCACACACGAUGCCGAAGUUGUCAUUCCACAUACUGACGAAACAGCCAACAAUGCUUACAAAUACCUAGCAGCAGGUGGUAUGGCAGGUGCUGUGUCCAGAACAUGUACAGCUCCAUUCGAUAGACUCAAAAUAUACCUCAUUACUCAAACAUCAUACUCCAAUUCGCAACAACAAGCCAUGAAAUCAACCACCACCACCACAGCAGCAGCAGCAACCAAAAAACCCACACAGUCGGCCAUCAUUUCUGGCAUGAAGAAUAUUUAUCGCCAAGGAGGAUUCAGAGCAUUCUUUGUUGGCAAUGGUCUCAAUGUCAUCAAGAUUGUCCCUGAGUCCGCCAUCAAAUUCUACGUUUUCGAGACAGCCAAAUCCGUAUUAGCAGAAUUAACACAAUCAGAGGAUAAGAACGGUAUACCUGUGGGUGCAAGAUUUGUUGCUGGUGGUGUUGCUGGUCUAUGCGCACAAUUUUGUAUUUAUCCUGUCGAGACGCUCAAGACACGUAUCAUGUCGUCCAUGAUUAUUGAAGCCAACAAUGGAGAACAACAAAAGAAAAAGAGCAGCGAUGCAUUCAAGGCGAGACAAAAGCAUUUGAUAUUCAAUACAGCAAAAGCCAUGUAUAAAUCAGGUGGACUCAAGGGAUUUUGGCCUGGUUUGACAGUGAGCUUGAUGGGCGUGUUUCCUUAUCAAGCAUUGGAUAUGGGUAUUUACGAGACGCUCAAGGUCACCUAUCUUCAGUACAUGAACAAUCAAAAGGAUGAGCAUGGAAAAGGCAAACCUCCCAAUGUACUGAUCUUAUGGGCUUGCGGUAUGGUGAGUGGCUCUAUUGGCGCAAGUAGUGUCUACCCAUUGAAUAUGAUUAGAACCAGAUUACAAGCUCAAGGAACACCAGCACAUCCAUAUCGUUACACGUCUGCCUGGGAUGCAGCUAAAAAGACAUUCCACGCUGACGGCGCGAGAGGAUUUUACAAGGGACUGGGCCCUACUUUAUUCAAAGUCGUACCUUCUGUUAGCAUUAGCUAUGCCGUGUAUGAGUUUAGUAAAAGAACACUGGGUAUCUCUUGA
Mucor velutinosus is the source of this 1581-nucleotide messenger RNA. RefSeq lists its product as uncharacterized. Gene Ontology annotation, molecular function: calcium ion binding; ATP transmembrane transporter activity. The record is from RefSeq and is a predicted model, not a curated record. Gene Ontology annotation, biological process: ADP transport; transmembrane transport; ATP transport. The coding region runs from base 1 to 1581 and encodes 526 amino acids. The transcript is spliced from 4 exons. NCBI's taxonomy places the organism in Eukaryota, Fungi, Mucoromycota, Mucoromycetes, Mucorales, Mucoraceae.